Plodia interpunctella (Indianmeal moth) is the source of this 3771-nucleotide messenger RNA. RefSeq names its product Caliban (gene Clbn). Gene Ontology annotation, molecular function: tRNA binding; ribosomal large subunit binding. Gene Ontology annotation, biological process: ribosome-associated ubiquitin-dependent protein catabolic process; rescue of stalled cytosolic ribosome. Gene Ontology annotation, cellular component: RQC complex. Lineage: Eukaryota; Metazoa; Arthropoda; Insecta; Lepidoptera; Pyralidae. The transcript is spliced from 18 exons. The record is from RefSeq and is a predicted model, not a curated record. Bases 165 to 3143 code for a protein of 992 amino acids.
UUAAUGUCUGCGACGUUUCAUCAGCUGGCUGGAAUUUGCUUUGCUGUUUGUGUUCGUAUUGUACCUAUUGUUUUUCGAUUUUAAAUUUAGGAUCAUAAUUUUGCGCAAUCUUAGCUAUUAUGCUAUUAUUUAUUUGACUUUAAAGAAAUUGAUAUACAUACAAAAUGAAGACGAGAUUUAACACGUAUGAUAUAAUAUGUAUGGUGACAGAAUUGCAGAGGUUGAUUGGCAUGAGAGUCAACCAGGUCUAUGACAUAGACAACCGCACAUAUGUCAUCAGACUACAGCGCUCAGAAGAGAAGGCUGUAUUGCUCCUUGAGUCUGGAAACAGAUUCCACACCACUCAGUUUGAAUGGCCCAAGAAUGUAGCUCCUUCGGGGUUCACUAUGAAGCUACGUAAACACCUCAAAAACAAGCGUCUUGAGCACCUCACACAACUGGGAGUGGAUCGUAUAGUAGACCUUCAGUUUGGCAGCGGGGAGGCUGCUUACCAUGUGAUACUGGAGUUGUAUGACCGGGGUAAUAUAGUGCUGACUGAUUGUGAGUGGACCAUAUUGAAUGUACUAAGGCCCCAUGUUGAAGGUGAUAAGAUCAGAUUUGCAGUAAAAGAAAAAUAUCCAUUGGACAGGGCGAAAACAAACUACCAGGCGCCAAACAGCGAGAGUUUGAAGGAGAUAUUGUCACGGUGCAAACCCAGUGACAACCUCAAGAAAGUGCUCAACCCUAAUCUAGAAUUCGGCGCGGCGAUCAUCGACCACGUGCUGUCGGAGCAGGGGCUGGCGGGCACCAUGAAGGUGAGCAGCGACCCCGGCAAGGGCUUCCAUCUGCAGCGCGACCUCGGCAAGCUGGUGGCUGCGCUGAAGCAGGCUGAGGCGCUGCUGGACGCAGCCAAGGAGAAUGUGGCCAAGGGCUACGUAAUACAGAAGCGUGAAGAACGACCGGACCCCGCCGGUGGCACCUCCUUCCUGCUCACCAACCAGGAGUUCCACCCUCUCCUCUACGCACAACACAGGGAGCUUCCGCGUGUGGAGUACGACACCUUCGAUAGAGCUGCUGACGAAUUCUUCUCCGCUUUGGAGGGACAGAAGAUCGAUCUGAAGACGAUCCAAGUGGAACGGGAAGCGAUGAAAAAGCUCCACAACGUGCGGAAAGACCACGAGAAGAGAGUGACCGAGCUGGAGCAAGUCCAGCUCCAGGACAGGAGGAAGGCGGAGAUGAUAUCCCGGAACGAGCCCAGGGUGGAGGCGGCCAGACUCGCGGUACAAGCCGCUAUAGCCAACCAGAUGUCCUGGGACGACAUAAAGCUGCUAAUAAAAACUGCCCAGGACAACCAAGACCCAGUGGCUUCGUGCAUCAAAGAGCUCAAACUGAACACCAAUCACAUCACCUUGCUGCUCACUGACCCGUACCAUGAUGAUGAUGACGAUGACGGUAGAGGAGAUGACAGAUUGGAGCCGAUGUUGGUCGAUAUCGAUCUGUCUUUGACUGCCUAUGCUAAUGCUAGGAGAUAUUACGAUCAGAAACGUAACGCGGCCAAGAAGCAACAGAAAACGCUCGAGUCCGCGGACAAAGCGCUCAAAAGCGCUGAGCGGAAGACCAAACAGACCUUGAAGGAAGCCAACACCAUCAGCAGCAUCAGCAAGGCCAGACGGACCUACUGGUUCGAGAAGUUUUACUGGUUCAUCUCUACUGACAAUUAUUUGGUGAUAGGUGGACGGGACCAGCAACAGAACGAGUUGAUCGUGAAACGGUACAUGCGCCCCACGGACGUGUACGUGCACGCGGAGGUGACGGGCGCGUCGUCCGUCAUCGUCAAGAACGCGGGCGGCGCCCCCGUGCCCCCGCGCACGUUGGCCGAAGCGGGACAAGCUGCCGUCGCUUACAGUGUGUCCUGGGAGGCUAAAGUGGUGACUCGUGCGUGGUGGGUCUGGGGCCAGCAGGUGUCCAAGUCUGCCCCCACCGGGGAGUACCUCGCCACCGGCUCCUUCAUGAUCCGCGGCAGGAAGAACUACCUGCUGCCCGACCAGCUGGUCUUCGGGUUCAGUCUCAUGUUCAGGCUGGAGGACAGCUGCAUCGAGCGCCAUCUUGGAGAAAGGAAAGCUGCAACACAAGAGGACACUGUCUCCGAAGUCACUUCCGUUGAGGAAGACCAGGAGAUCGUAGUCUCUGAUGAUGAAGAGACCUCCGAGAAAGAAGAGCCGAAAUCAGAAAGCCAACUCAACAUGAUAGCAGAAGAGACGACACAACUUGAGAUCACAGACGAGCCACUAGAUGGCAUCGCCGAGCGAAAAGCAGAAGAGAAUGAGAUGGAGAAUGAGAGGGAAGACGAUUCGGACAGCGACAGUUCAUCCGAUGACGGCUUCCCUGAUACGCACAUAAAGGUAGAUCAUGGAACUGGGCAGGUGUUCAUAGAAUCUAAAACAAGAACCAUAUCAGAAGCCUCGGACAAGAGCGACGACAAGCUUACCUCCUUCCCGUCCCUACCGAAUCGAGGCAAGAAGCCGCAGAAGAAUAAACAGAAGGAACAGAAGAGGCAAGAAGAGAGGAAGGAGAGCGUGAAGCGAGGCCAGCGCGGGAAACUGAAGAAGAUUAAGGAGAAGUAUCGGGAUCAGGACGAAGAAGACAAGGCUAUUGCGGUGGAGCUGCUUAAAGCAGCGAACGCAGCUAAAGAAUCAAAGAAGGCACAGAAAAAGGCGGCCGCGGCCAAAGCGGGGGGCAAGAAGGGGGGGCAGAGGACCAAGAUACCGCAACCGGCGCCCGUGAUACUCGAGGCGGACUCUGAUGCUGACGACCCGGAGCCAGAGGUUGAGCAAUCGGAGGGCGGGGCUGCGGCAGACGGGGUGGACGAAUUACUGAGCCAACUGACGGGCUCCCCGCUGCCUGAAGACGAGCUACUGUUCGCUGUACCCGUUGUGGCGCCCUACUCUGCUCUCACCAACUAUAAGUACAAGGUAAAGCUGACCCCGGGCACGAGUAAGAGAGGUAAGGCCGCGCGCACGGCGCUGCAGGUGUUCCUGCGCGAGCGCAGCGCCGCGCCGCGCGAGCGCGACCUGCUGAGGGCCGUGCGGGAGGAAAACGUGGCCAGGAACUUCCCCGGGAAGGUUAAGCUGUCCGCCCCGCAGUUGCAUAAACAUAAGAAAUAAAAUAUUGACUCCAUUUUGACUUACUUCGUAUUGUUCAUCUUGGAAAUGUCACUGUCAAUUUGACGUUGACACUUAAUGAAAAAAUUGGAUUGUCGUAGCGGUUGAGACUUUGUCUCUUCAAAAAAUGCUCAUAUAAAUACAUUUUGGUGUGCUCCUAUCAUACACUAAAUAGUGCUGUAAUCAAUCUACUUUAUACUUUAUAUAUAUAUGUAAUUCUAGAUGUUGCCCGGGGCUCGGUCGCUCCCGUAGGAAUUGUGAGAUAAAAUAGCCUAUAGCAAUAUUAGAUGAUGUACCGUACCUUUCUAAUGGUGAAAGAAUUUUUGUAAACUGUUGGUAGUUUCGGAGAUUACCCGCCUCAAACAUAAAAACUCACAAACGCUUACCUCUUUAUAAUAAUAGUAUAGAUUUUGUAAUAACCAUAAUGUUGUCAAGAUCUAGUAAUAGUAAUAUUUAACCCGUCGAUCGCACAGAAUAGAGACACAAUCGAUAAACAUUUAUUUGACCGGUGCAUUUGCAACGGUUCGUACUACAAAAGCACGUCAGACUUCACACGUGUUCCAAAAAGUGAUAUUAAUGUGAAUAUCCCAUGGUUACGUUAUUUUUAGGCGAUAAUAUAAUUUGAAUGUUA